Messenger RNA from Anopheles coustani, 1682 nucleotides. RefSeq lists its product as uncharacterized. The record is from RefSeq and is a predicted model, not a curated record. NCBI's taxonomy places the organism in Eukaryota, Metazoa, Arthropoda, Insecta, Diptera, Culicidae. The coding region runs from base 104 to 808 and encodes 234 amino acids. The transcript is spliced from 5 exons.
AAGUGGUAAAAUAUACAGAAGGCGCAUUAAACAGCAAGCUGAAGUAGAUUUUGAUCAACUUGAAGACGAGCAGGACGUUUGCCCAGGGCCGAGCCGGAUUGUUAUGAUGCAGGCUGUCGAAGUUGAAUCAAGCACCAGAAGCGAUGAAGGAAUGCACGACUUGGGCACAGAAUCGGACUAUGGAAAUGUUCAUGCCGCAGAAGAAGGGGUUGAGCGCGAAUAUCGGAAUGCUCAUGACUGCAGCAAUCACGAGGACGUGAAUGAUUGUUUACGAGACUGGGCAGUCGAUCACGAGGAAUCCCGCGCAUCGGUUAAUGAAAUAUUAGCCAUCUUUCGCAUAAGAACGGAUUAUGAGCUGCCCAAAGAUGCGCGGACAUUGAUGAAAACCUCCACCAGCAUUGGACAAGAAAUUGAAGCGGUUGCUGGUGGAGAAUAUUGGUACAAAGGCAUAGAGAAGGUUCUACGCAACUAUUACCGAUCAGCGACACCCGAAACGGAUCGUAUUUCGGUGCAGGUGUCGGUCGACGGACUUCCUUUGCAUAAAAGUUCCUCAACACAGGUUUGGCCGAUAUUAAUGAAGAUGGAACAAAUACCAGAGGCUCCGAUUAUGAUGAUAGCUAUGUUUUGUGGAUCUUCUAAACCGAAUGACCUGGAACCCUUCUUAAGGCCGUUUGUUGUUGAAGCGAAUGAGCUGAGCCAACGAGGCAUUCAGUUUGGAGAUAGGAAUGUUCACUUCAAUAUUCGGGCAAUCAUCGCCGAUUCACCAGCUCGGGCGUUUUUAAAAGAGUUGUCUGUCGAAUUCGUCUAAUUGUUCUAGAGUCCUAAUCGUUGGCAGGACGAUCGCAGAACUUUCGUCCCGUGAUGUGCAACACCUAUGGUCUGCGAGCACCGUUUGCUGGAAUUCCUUACAUCCAUGUUGUCCACAGUUUGCGCUCGACGAUACUUCGGACGAUGUCGCAACGGGUUUAAGCGUCAAUUGGACGGGCUGUGUGGAUGGUGGACGAACAACGAUGAAUGAUGAUGGUGCAGCAGGUUUCAACAACAAUGGCUGGGUGUUGGAAGGUGAUGAAACUGCAGCGUUUACUUUCCCGAGGAUGUUAUUUCUGGAGGAUGGUUGUAGAGGCUGUGUUUUUUUAAGCGGGACAGGACGUACUAGCCGGAAUGAUGCUGGUAAACCAAGCUUGGCUAUUAUUUCCGAUGAUUGUGUCGACGAGGAAACAGGUCUGAUCUGGGGCAACGGGGCAGGACGUACUAGCCGGAAUGAUGCAGGUAGACCCAAGUUUGCAAUUAGAUUUGAUGCUUGCGUCGCCGAGGAAUGGAAUACUGUUGGAGACGGCGAUCUGAUCAUCGGAAGGUACUGAGCAGCCUGUGAAACAGGACCAGGUCUUCUCUGUGGUAGCGACACAGGAAGUACAAGACGAGCAGCACGAUUUGGUGCAGGUCCACUGGUGAUGUUUGGUGGUGCAGCGAUUGCGGUGAUGUCGGAUUCCAGCUCGUCGGGGAAGAUUAUUCUGUAAACAAACGUAAGUUAAACGUUAACAUCUUAUUUUUGUAUAUGUUUACUUAACUAUAUUUACCUUUUCGUCUUAUUUUUUUCCAUACUACGAAUUGCGAGAACACGAUACACGAAAAGAAAAUAUUCCAGAGCAACUGUACUAGUCGUUGAAUAAAACGGAUAUGAA